Messenger RNA from Amoebophrya sp. A120, 3665 nucleotides. The record is from the annotation of a GenBank genome assembly. NCBI's taxonomy places the organism in Eukaryota, Dinophyceae, Syndiniales, Amoebophryaceae.
GUUACUGCAUGCCAAACCCAAGUUCUGUUAGCGUUACUUAGCACUUUUUUGUCCGAUCAUGAAUGAUCAUCCUGUAGUCUGGAUAGAGACUUCCUGCGCAAGCGGAUCAUUAGUCCUCCAAUCGGUAUUGUCAUGAGCAUGUUCUUGCGCGAUCAUUAUAUGUCAAAGAUUAAGAUCUCGAUGUCGUUGUCGAUCUCGAAGAACCGUAUGAGAAUCAAGACCGAGAAUCUCUAUAUAUUUAUUUCCUCCUGCGUUCAUUCACAAGAAGAAGGGCUCGAUGUCUCCAUGCAACAUGAUGGGAUCUGCAAAGUGUGUGACAAUCAAAAACAGAUCGUGACAUCCCUUGCAGUGCGUGUUGAGCAUGACAAUUAUCCUUAAAAACAGAUGGAUCAUGGCAAUCGUCCUUCAGAAAAAAAUAUCCCUCAAGAUCAUGACAAUCCUUGUUGUGUGUGCGCGUACUCAACGCAAGUACAGAAGUCCUAUGAAUGUUCUGCUCAAUAGAUAUUUCACGCAGGACCUUCGUUCAACAUCGGACCCGAAAUACCUAGAAAUGAGGUCGCACCUUCUUGCCAAUCCCAGCCAAGUUUUUCCUACUACGAAUUUGUUUCCCCUUUAUCGGAACGACACGAGCGGCGCUUUUUUUCUUUUUUUAUUCCUGGUAGACACACUAUAACUUGAGGCUCCGCAUGUUGUUAAUUUUUAGGUGCGCCAAAUUCGUUGUGUUUAAAACUUGUUUGGUGUUGCGUAAGCGUAAUAGAUGACUCGUCAGAGUAGAAAAAUUAUUUUGUAGGUCGAGUGCGUGGAGGUGGAAACGUAAAGCAAUAUGGUGGACUAUUCCAAGUGGAGCCGAAUGGAGAUCUCCGACUCCGAAUCGGAACACGACGAUAGCGACUGUGAUUUUGACCCACAAGACGAGCAUCAGACCUCCAUGCUUCAUCAGUUGCAAAACGAGCACGCGAGGACAAACAAACGCUCCGGCGAGGAUUCUGCACUUCGGCCCAAGGUGACUCGAUUCGAUGCAGAACAACGAGUGACAUUCGGUGAGGGCCAACCAGUUCGGGUCGAGCCGGGAGGUAGGUACGUGCCUCCUGCUGAUUUUUCUACUUCUUCGCCUUCGUCUGGCGCAAAAAUGCCUCACCGCACCACUACCGCGUGCAGGACGAACAGCACAGAGGCUAGCGCAGCUACAGCGUUAUCUUGUGGAACAACAUCAACAUCGGACAAGUAUGAGGCACGCAGUAACGUUGUGAGCGACGAGCAGAAGGCAGUUCUGGCCCUGGCUUCUUCUGGCAGCGGAGCAGCUGCCACGUCGACGGCGCAGCACCCCGCACGAACCGCGUACGAUUGGAAUCAGGCACUUGCAUCUGACUGGACGCGGAACGGGGGCUACUGUGCGGACUCGAAUCCUCCGUAUUACUGGAGUCAAAACCAGCGGGAGGUGUUUAUGACUUUCUCAAACGUUGUGGCAUGGACAUCCCUUAAAUGGUUUGCGGCUGAUUUUUUGUUCUUGCAUUCUUGAGCGGGUCCUCUUCGAAACAAGCCUGAUAUCGCAAACAAGCAUGACCAUCAUUAUCAUGUCGAUCUCGAUGUUGAACCCAUGGAUUCUUGUGUGUGGCAAAUCAACGAAAUCAAGAAAAAUCCAUGCAGGGGGUGUCAAUGGAACCACGUUUGGAAAUGCUAUACCGUUUGUCCGGUUCCAAUGUAGUUCCAGUUGUGUUGUACACGAAAAGUUGCGUCCGCAGUUUGAGAAAUUUGGGCCGCGACAGGUGCAGAUACGGCCGCUAAUGCUCGAGCCCUUCCAAUGGACGUACGAAGUUGACGCCGCGGCGACCACGGAAGAAGAAGACAUAGACUGGGAGUUCGAAAACGGCACUGGAAGACCGAAUCAAGGAAUGCUCAAUGUCCGUUACUUGAAACUGACGGUAGUAUUUUUGUUUGUUUCUCCGUGUUUUUCAAGAGGAUGUAGUUUACAUUAUUUUUUCAUCGAGCAGUCGUAUCGCUGCAGUGCAUAGGAUGGUGACGCACCAUCAUCCCCGACGGCUAAUUUGUGUGUGACACGCCUUCGUCUGCACCAGUUGUCGGAGCACUGGCGACACGAUGAUGAUGAAGGUGUGUUGUCUGUACCAGCAUGGAAAAAUUUACUUGAGAGAGGUGCUAUAUGGUCUAUAUUGAUUCUUCGAAUCGCGGCGGGGCGAGGUUGUAUCUCUGGCUCUGAAGAGAAGGUCGCUGAAUCUCAAGCGAGCCGUCGCGUCAAAUGAGUCCAUUAUUGGUUUGCUACCGGGUGACGGCUCGGGUCUCUGUCUCCGAAUACUUAUCCACAGCACAUCAUCAAAAGAUGCUACACAACACCUCCUAGUAGUUGCUACUAGCGUUGUAAGCACCACAAUAAAAGAAGACGAUGAGAGUGACGUGGAGGUGCAGAAGUAGUGGGGCAGUACUUACCCUUACCGAGCUGCGUGGUCAUGAUCUACGCGGCAAGGUGUUCAGAAUUUGAUCUAGAAGUAAAUCAAGAUAACAGAGCUACGUGAUAAAUAGGUAGCAGCGUACUUAUAGUGAGCUGCUGUCACAUGAAGGACAAGGUGGUGGAUGUGCAACUCUCACUCAAUAUUCUGGACUACACAGGUUGUGAAAAAGUCGAUGAUUACGGGAACCGUCCUCUGGUGGCGCGCGGCCUUUAAAGGACACCCGGAGAUGCAGCCAGAGCAGAUUCAGGAUAGGUCAAAAAGAAACAUCGAACGACAGAAGGAGUUUUACAACCGGAUGCUGGAAGCGACCGAGCUUUUCAAGCAGAAAGUUCGCAAAGACAAUGGCGCCGCGAUACUGCCCGUGGAAGAAAAGGGGCUGCUAGGGGUUGCACAGCAGUCGGUUGAUGGCGAAGCCGUGAUGUGCCCACCCGCGACUGUCUCCGCACCGACCGAGGGCGCAGGACCGCACUAGAUAAUUUGAUGAAACCUCUUUCCGAUGACGCGCUUUCCUACAACGACCCCGAGCACUUGACCAGAAACCCACUUCUCAGCCGCUCUGAUGCUCUGCCGAAGCUGCGACCGUGCGCGCGCCUGCUUGUCACUCUUCAGCGCGGCAAAGGGGAAGCCUCCGACUUCUCAAGAAGAGAACACGUAGCGGCAACACCUCUGCUCUAUGUAGUGACCCUGCAAGACCAAGAACAAAGCGACCGCAUUGCUUUUUAUCUACCUCAGGCCCCCCCCCGAGACGGGAAGUGGAACUCGCACUCAUCGUGAACUACGCGCAGCCGGCACGUCGUUCGAUGAGCAUGAAUGGGGCUCUAACCCAAGAUCGACUUUGUCAUCUAAAUCAGUUUCCCUGUCGCGCUGCCGGUUCUAGGAAGAUCACGGCGUCUGCUCGGCAGGACGUCGUGCAGGCCCUGUCCAUUCGGAAUGACUGAUAGAAGCACUCAAAUUCGUCUCUUCAACAGCUCCACAAAGAUUUUCGCAUGAAUAGAAAUUGUUCGUUGUCAUGUCAUUGAGUUCUGAAGAUCAUCAUGAUUACCAUCUCAUCAUCUGAGUGCAGUCCCGUGUUCAGCUGCUACUGCUCUGAGCUGCUCGAGAAGAUGCAAAGUCGGUACAUUGUGGAUACUAGUCGUAAGAGAAGAUGAAGAUACAAGAAGAACCAAACUGUGGUACCCAGCAAACCGGCUUCUAUGUUCG